Jaculus jaculus (lesser Egyptian jerboa) is the source of this 1188-nucleotide messenger RNA. RefSeq names its product TATA-box binding protein associated factor, RNA polymerase I subunit D (gene Taf1d). Gene Ontology annotation, cellular component: nucleus; nucleoplasm; RNA polymerase transcription factor SL1 complex. Bases 71 to 880 code for a protein of 269 amino acids. NCBI's taxonomy places the organism in Eukaryota, Metazoa, Chordata, Mammalia, Rodentia, Dipodidae. The record is from RefSeq and is a predicted model, not a curated record. The transcript is spliced from 12 exons. Gene Ontology annotation, biological process: regulation of DNA-templated transcription.
UCUUAGCCGCGCCGCGCGGUCGCCGCGUUCUUUCCGCCGCAGUCGGAGCAGAAAGUGUGGAGCACAAGUGAUGGAUAAAUCAGAAGCAGAUUCUCUUGACUCUCUCACAUCUGAAAGAGCUGUGGAUAUUGAAAACCAAAGUGAUGACUCUUCAUCUGGUAGCAGCUUAUUUAAAACACAAUAUGCUCCUUCACCUAAACAAAGGCAAAGAAACCCCAUAGCAAAGUUUGCUCACUCACCUGCAAAUGUUAAAACCGAUUCAUCAAGUGACUCAUCACUAGAACCCAGACCUUUGACUUUAAAGGCUAUUUUUGAGAGAUUUAAGAAGAAGAAAAAAAAGACCAAAAAGAGGAAAUAUAAGCCAAAAUUAAGACCAAGGGGAAGACCAGAAGGAAGUAGAAACACAAGAAAAUCACAAAUAAAUAGGAAACAAAUUAAAGACAAAGAACUUAUGUUUCCAUUUUUACAACCUGAAAGUGAGAAAAAGCCAUUACCCUGGAGGAAAAUUUUGACCUAUGAGCAAGCUGUUGCAAGAGGAUUCUUUAACCACAUUGAAAAACUGAAAUAUGAACACCACCUUAAGGAAUCCUUGAAACAAAUGGAUGUUGGUGAUGAUUUAGAAAAAGAAGAUCUUGAUAGUCGUAGAUACAAGUAUCUGGAUGACGAUGGUUCUAUAUCUCCUAUUGAAGAAUUAGCUGAAGAUGAGGCAGUUCACCUUGAGCCUGAUGAUUGUGAUAUCAAAUUGGUGGAUGACAGUUGUUUCAUAAUAAGUUCCGAAUUCCCAAAGAAGAUGAAAGGAUGUUUAGAAAACAGGAAUAAAAGGUUGCAGUGUCUAAAAACUACUAAAGCUAAAUCUACUGGGCAGAGGACAAAGACCUGAAGAAAAGUCUCCAGUGAAUGUUUUUUAUCUUGAACAUGAGGCCUGCAGAUACAGAUAUCUUAAGCCGUGAAUGGAAAGUUUUAGUGUUGACAUAUCCUAAAGAAUUGUAGUUUUCCUGGAUGAUAGCUUAGGAAUGAGUGGACCUGAACAUGUUUAUGUUAAGAAGUGUAGCUUUCUAGGGUGCCAGCAGUUAAGAAGCAGACAGAUCAGCUGUCCUACAUUGGACCUAAAGUAAAUUGCUUCUAGGAAUUCAGUAUUCGAGGUCUCAGAAACUUUGUCAUUCAACCAGAGAGACUCAGGAAAUAAUG